This is a messenger RNA of Eremomyces bilateralis CBS 781.70, 1552 nucleotides long. RefSeq lists its product as uncharacterized. NCBI's taxonomy places the organism in Eukaryota, Fungi, Ascomycota, Dothideomycetes, Eremomycetales, Eremomycetaceae. The transcript has a single exon. The record is from RefSeq and is a predicted model, not a curated record. The coding region runs from base 48 to 1334 and encodes 428 amino acids.
GUUCAGUUUUCUUGCCAGGAGUGAUUUUGAAGUGUUCACCCGUCACCAUGAGUUCCACACGUGUUCCGGCCUGGAAACGCCUGGGCCUAGAACUUAAAGCCUCAAAUACGAAUGAUACGAGCCCUGCUGCUACCAACAUAUCGAAGCGGAAAUGGGAUGCCAACGAGGCAAGAAAAGCUGUGGAAAUUGAAUCACCUGCGAAAAGGACAAAAUCUGCCGGAUCACCUUCCCAAUUUCAAUUUGGGUUCUCAUCUGUGAAUGAACCUACUGGAAAAGCAAUCCCUUCCAGGUACUCAAGCAAGGCAUCGUCUGCGAACGCGGUUCCCGUUUCAAAUGGUGAUCUUGGUGGCGCCCAUUCCACAGAGACGCCUGCGCAUUCAAAAGUGAAGAUUAAUGGGAAGGACCGCAAUACUUCUACCAAGCGUGAACCGAAAAAACCGAAAAAACCAAAGGCAAAAAAGCAGCCCGCCUCCGCGCCGAACGCUCAGAGUGAUGAGGCUUUGGGACCUCCUGCCUACGUGCCCUACCUGGAGACCUAUUUUGCGGAUCACGGAAACUGGAAGUUCAACAAGCAUCACCAGACACGCCUCCUCAACAAUCUUUUCCAUCUGAUCAAUCUCCCUCCGAAACUUGACGAAGCCAUCGCGCAGUACGUGGCUGGGUUGCAGAGUUUCGGGGCGCGGGAGCAUCUCCGGACCAGCGCGUACCAAGUCUGCAUUGACUCGUCAGAAGAGGCUGCAGAGGCCACUGAGACCGAGACUAGCAAAAUGACGGCAGACGAUAUUCCGGACGAGUUGCGAAAAGCGGAAGCGUUAUCUAGCAGACUCUUACAGACGAAGAAACGUCUACAGGAGUUAGAAGGUGAUGAGGCAGAAGAGGAAGUGGAAAAGAAGCGGUUAAGGCUCCAGCAAAGACUAAGAGCCGAGCAAAUCCUACUUGCGCUGAGCGAAUCCGACCACAAAGUCAAGGCCAAACCCCCGCCGGUUGCUCCCGCGCCACCGCCCACCGCAGCCCCACGCCAACAACGCUUCCCUCCAGUAGCAGACGACGACUACAACGGUGCCGUCGUCCAAGGCUUCAACAAAGUGACCGGUGCGCUCGGCAGCGUCUCGAUGAACAAGAAGAUCGUCUUUGACGAAGAGCCCGAACCAGCGGUCCAACCAAAAGAGCCGAAGGCAAGGGCUACUAGGUUGCGGAAAAAGAGAACGGGGUUGGCGGCGGUUACGGGGGUGUCGGAUGAUGAUGAUUCCAGUAGCAGUUCGAGCUCUGGUAGUGACUCUAGUAGUGAUGAGUCUAGCAGCAGUGAGGAGUCCAGUUCUGAAGAUGAAGCUUAAGAGGAGGGACUCGGGGAUUUGAUAACGGUUUUUGAAUAUAUCCAGGGACAGUCGGUAACGGUGGAGAUGGCAAGCGGUCAAAAACUGUCAGGGCUGAGGGCGUGCGGAUUAGGGUGGAAUGACGGAGCAGUUUCUGCGGCAUUGGUUGAAAGCAGCGAUACAAGCAAUGCAUACUUUUAUACAACGCUGUAGACGAUAUGAAAAUGCAAUCCCUCGUA